Messenger RNA from Pungitius pungitius (ninespine stickleback), 1969 nucleotides. It is a transcript of the gene syngr2a, whose product is annotated as synaptogyrin 2a. The record is from RefSeq and is a predicted model, not a curated record. Lineage: Eukaryota; Metazoa; Chordata; Actinopteri; Perciformes; Gasterosteidae. Gene Ontology annotation, cellular component: neuromuscular junction; synaptic vesicle membrane. Bases 143 to 820 code for a protein of 225 amino acids. The transcript has 4 exons.
CGUCAGCGGCAGAAAAAGUUUUUCAGGAAGCCGCUCUGACAAAACGAAACUGUCACAACUUUGACAGGGACGACUUCUCCCGCUAAUCUUUAAAUCUUCUAUAACAAAGUUGCUUCGGGGGGGGGGGUUGACCAGAAACAAAAUGCAGGGCAGUGCUUACGGGGCCUCGCUGGCUGGCGGUGCUUUCGACGCGGUGACUUUCGUGAAACAGCCUCAAACCAUUUUGCGCUGCCUGAGCUGGGUGUUCUCCAUCGUGGUCUUUGCCACCAUCACAGGAGAAGGCUACAUUAACUCUGUGACGGGAGAUGAAACCAAAUGCAUGUUCAACGAGAAUGACAGCGCCUGCAACUACGGGGUCGGGAUCGGAGUCCUGGCCUUCCUGGCUUGUGUCGUCUUCCUCAUACUGGAUGCCUACUUCCCACAGAUUAGCAAUGCCAAGGAGAGAAAACUUAUUGUUAUGGGAGAUUUGAUCUUCUCAGGGGCUUGGACGUUCCUGUGGUUCGUCUGCGCCUGUCUGCUGGCCAACCAGUGGUCCAAAACCACCGCCACAAUUGCCAUCCCCCAGGACGCUGCCCGAGCCGUCGUGACCUUCUCUUUCUUCUCCAUCGCCACUUGGGGUCUGUCGUUUUACUUUGCGCUCGGAAGGUACCUCGAGGGCGUCAGCGACUUCGACCAGGGGUACAGGGACCCCGCCAACGACCAGAGCACGCCAUACCCGCCGUCUCCGUACGCCAGCAGCAGCGGGCCGACGGGAUACCAGCAGUCGCCUUUCUCCAACAACCAGGAGCAGCCGGGAGAGUACCAGCCUCCAGCUUAUUGAAGUCCGACAGGGGAGUUUGCUUUUUUUUUUUUUAAUAAACGUGUGCCAACGACUUCAUCCACAACUCUGUUCUCUGCAUUCCCUUCAACCCUGUGCAGGACGUGUUUGCAUUUAAUUUGGCUGCACUGAUGUGGUCUUACUUCAUAAUGUUGUAAGUUGUGUGGUGACGAUUUGCUGCGCUGUUUAUAGUGCCACACAGAGCGGGGGAACUCUGGAGAUGAUAUAAUAUGUUGUUAUUUUUGGAUAGAUUCAAAUGUCAUGGACAGACAUUGUUGUCAUUGUACCGAACCAGCUAAAGUUCUUCUUGUGCCCCUUUUUUGUUUUAGGUCAUGAGUGCAAAGCUGUUUACUUCUAAGCACUAAUCACUAGUCGAGCAUCACAGAGAUGCCGGGGUGUUUGCUUUUUAUUUUAAAGAUGAACAGCAGCCUUAUCUUCGAAUGUUACUGUCGACUACAUACAUUUUUAAUUACUGACACUCAUUGGCUCAACUAUAAUUUACUGAUAGAGUUCAGUAGAUUUGUUCCUUAAUCAACAAUUGCAUUGAAAUGUGCCCUCUACAACUACUGUAAUGCCAUGCUCCUUUCUUAAUUAUCAACCACUGAAAAUGGCUUUCAUGCACUGAAAAGCUCAGUUAAUUUCUUUAUGGCAGUUCGUUGCCAUUAUCUGAUCGAAGAUUGUCAAUUUUUAUUUAUGCUUCUAAAUCAAUUCUGCCAGUUAUUAUUUAGUAUUCGUAUUUAAAGCUAUUUUUAAAGGUAGCAAAACAAUUGAUUUGUAUCAGCUACCUCUUUAGAAGUUUAAAGUCCUCUCCUUUAAGUUCACUUAUAGGUCAUCUAAGUAUCUAAUUCAGCAAAUUUUCCAGCCAUGAAUAGGUUUAGAAACAAUUUGUUGUUUCUAAAUAAUAGAUUUCAGGAAUUCAGUGAUGUUGUGGUAAAUUGGUAUAUUUAUUAUUUUUCUCAAUCCUUUAUUCAGGCUAGAUGACAAUCAAACCAUAUUUGUUUCUAAAUGACAUUAUGCUCUUGCUUCUCGUACACUGUAGUUUUGCAUGUGUUGCAGGUUCGCUGCUCAGUGGCUUUACAAUAACUCCCCAAUGCCUUUGUACAGUAUUCUGUAUCACACAGGUUUUGCCAAAUAAAAACUGAUGUUGUUUUA